Molecule: messenger RNA, 4131 nt
Organism: Clupea harengus (Atlantic herring)
Lineage: Eukaryota; Metazoa; Chordata; Actinopteri; Clupeiformes; Clupeidae
Biological process (GO): regulation of GTPase activity
Molecular function (GO): GTPase activator activity; small GTPase binding
Source: RefSeq, a predicted model, not a curated record
AGCUGCAGGGUCAGCCUUUCACAAAUAAUGUUAGUGAGGAUUUUAUUCAGCUGAUCCCAAACCAGUGCAACGGGUUCAAGACCACACCCACUCAGUUCUGGUUCACAUUUGCGGACGGAUAAUCUAAACAUUCAAUUGAUAGGAGUGGAGUGGAGUAACUGUUAACCGAACUCAUCUAGCCAGUUGCGUUGCUUUUUAUUUAGCCCCGUGAGAAAGUUUCCGCAGCUGCCUUGUACAAGGCUGUCGGUAGUGGCAUUCCGACAGCUGCGGUUCGUGGCAUGUGGGGCAAAUGCGUUCUAGCUGCUGCUGUUGUCUGAUACAGACAGUGUCGCGAUGAGUGUCCUGGCUCACAUCACUGUCACACGGAGCUAGCCACCUCCAAAAUUAUCCAUCUACGAGCGACGAAAGAAUGAAAAGAGAUCCUUCUUUUGCUGCCUGUGAAGUGCAGAAGAAACAUACGAAUAGAUGAAGAUGAAGAAGGACAUCGACACGAUAAUAGCUGAGGAAAGAGCGGAUAUCAUCUCAAAGUAUGACAAGGGCAGGCACAAGGACCUUAAGAUCGACCCCUGGGAGGAUGGCGAUUUCAGUAUCUACAAGUUCACUGACCGCUUCGGUUUCAAACAUGAGAAGGAACUAUCCACACCAAGUGCAUUGGAGGACAAGCAAAGGGUGCUUGAGAUUGUGAGGGUGGACAAAUGGGUGAAGAUGGUGAAGAAAUGGGACAAGUACAGGAGCAGUGAUAAGAUGGUGAAGCGUGUGUAUAAGGGUAUUCCUCUCCAGCUCCGGGGCCAGGCCUGGGCACUGCUGCUGGACGUGGAGCAGGUCAAGAAGGAGAACAUGGGCAAGUACGAGAAAAUGAAGGAGCAGGCAAGCAGCUUCUCCACGGAGAUCAAGCAGAUAGACCUGGACGUGAACCGCACCUUCAGGAACCACAUCAUGUUCAUGGAGCGCUUUGGAGUCAAGCAACAAUCCCUGUUCCAUGUGCUGGCAGCCUACUCCGUGUACAACACGGAGGUGAGCUAUUGCCAGGGCAUGAGCCAGAUCGCCGCCAUCCUCCUCAUGUACAUGAACGAGGAAGAUGCCUUCUGGGCCCUGUCACAGCUGUUGACCAAUCACAAGCAUGCAAUGCACGGCUUCUUCAUCCCGGGGUUCCCGAAGCUCCAUCGGUUCCAGAACCAUCACGAGCAGAUCCUGUCCAAACUCCUGCCCAAGCUGAAGAAGCACAUGGAAAGGGAGCAGAUGUCAACAGGGAUCUAUACUACCAAAUGGUUCUUGCAGUGUUUCAUUGACAGGACUCCAUUCACGCUGACUUUGCGUCUGUGGGACAUCUACAUCAUGGAGGGGGAGAGGGUCCUCUCAGCCAUGGCCUACACAGCCCUCAAGCUGCAUAAGAAGCGUCUGCUGAAGAUGAACUUGGAGGAUCUGCGGGAGUUCUUGCAAGAGGAGAUCGCCACCUCCUACUGUGUCAGCGACGACCUGGUGAUCGAGCAGCUGCAGGCUUCCAUGUCUGAGCUACGCAAGAUGAAGCUGGACUUGCCACCUCCAGGGAAGGGUGAUGAGCAGCCUAAGGAGCCGCUAGGUCUGGAGCGCCCUAUUCUACUGAUCCCAGUACAGCCCCCGUGUGUGGCCCCCCAGUCCAGAAGUAACAGCCCCGCCUCCGAGGCUCAGCAGCUCCGGCAGAACGUCAUCUCUCCAGACAAAACUCCCUCUCCCAGCUCCCAGCCAGAGCUGAGGACCCUGGGGCCCGUCGACCCCUCACCCCUGCCCUCGCCUGACCCGGUGCUCGUGCACAGCCAGUUCCUGCCAGCGCCAGAGGAGCAGCCGUGCGCAGGCCCUCCUCUCCGUUUGUCUGCACAGCGGCCCAGUGCGGUGGCGAGCGGGCAGAAGGAACCACGGGGCCCGGUGGACCCCGGCACCGUCGCCUCUGAGUGGCCCCCGCCUCCCUGCCAGCCCCUGGAGCCGGACAGGCGCAGCGCGCACUCCCUCAACCUCCCGGAUCUCCCGCCGCCCCCUCCGCUCUACAGCGACGACCCGCCGCUGCCAGCCCCCUGCCUGGGCUUCACCACCGGCCCCAAACCCCUGGGGCUUAUCCUCGAGGAGCCGGGCGCCCGCAUAGCGCACCUGACCCACCGCUUUCCCACAAGCCUCGGUGUGCCCUCGCCCAUGGGAGACCGCCGGCCCUCCAACACGUCGCAGUACGACAACCUCUCAGAGGGGGAGCCGUUGGCGGACACGGAGGACGAGCAGGAGGAGGAGGACCGCUACCUGGAGAAGCUCCUGGAGCAGGCGGCCUACCUGCCCCGCAGCCCUCAGGAAAUGCUGGGGAUUGGCGGCCUAUCUCCACCCUCACUCGUGGAGGACAUUUCAUCUUACCCUCUCCCCCCGCCCCCACCCAGCUUCGGUCCCCAGGACGAGUCCACCCCUCUGCCGCCCCCACCUUCAGGCUUCAGCACCCCUCCGCCCCCCAACCUCCCCCAGGAGCUAGAGUACCAGGGCGAGGACAGCUGGGUCACCCCGGACUCCAUGUUCCUCUCGCCGCCGCCCUGCUUUGCAGACCACCUCUCCCCGACCCCCGCUCCGGCGCCUCCUCCUCCCACUGGCUUGUCUCCCCGGCCCUGUGUCCACUCUGCCGGCAGAGAAGCCCUCCGCUUGGUGGGUCAAGCCCGCUGUGGGCCCCCCUUAGGGCUGCGCCUGCCUCCAAAGCCUCCAAAGCCUCCACCCUCCUCCCUCAAACCCACUGGACAACUCACAGCCGAUACGGACUUCUACCGCCUGCAUGCACCUAGCCACCACCUACCAAAGUCGGUGACCUUCUAGAAGCCAUACUAGUCUGAAUACCAAUGACCUUCCUUUGCUUUUUAACAUCUAUUUAUACUGUGUGUUACCUUUUCAGUAUGUUAUAAAAAAAAGAGUGUAUUGUUAUGUUUUUGGUUUUUGUAAACAGCAUUUUCUUACUGAAAGUUUUAUAAAUAUUUCUCAUUCAGAAGCUGGACUUGUAUGAAGGACAUUUUAAUUUUAAGACUUGUUUGUCUGUAGAGACUUUGGUAUUUGUGUGUGUGUGUGUGUGUGUGUGUCUCAGUGUUUAGUAUGAGUAGACUCCCUUGAGUAGUAUUAAUACAAGCAGCACUGAGAAAUCACAUCACCAUAUCAGACUGCAUUGACUCGAACACGGCGCUCCUCUGUGAAGCCCAAACUGGUGAUCUCCCUCCACCCCUUGCCUGCCUGGAGCUGUGAGCAGGCUCACCGCUGUCCUCGCCGACUCCACAGCCAUGCCUGUGUUCGCAGACACCCACAGCACUGCUGCUCCUCAUGCACAUCGUCAUGGAAGUCACACCUUUUAAAUAUGCACCACGGCACACACACACGCACACAACCUAAUCUGCUCACACUUCCUGUUUGUUAGCGAGUCAGCUAUGAGCAAUACUUCCUGAGUUCUGCAGUCAUCCUCUUUUUUUUCUCUUCAAAUUGUGAAUAUAGCAUUUUUGUAUGUUUUGUUUUCGUUUUGAUACUACAGUGAGUUUUGUAGGGGGAAAAGAAACAGGGAUACUGUAAGCCAAAUGUAAAGACUGAAGACCGUUAUAUAUAUAUAUAUAUGAAGAGAUAAUUUAAUAUCGGGUAAAGAGGUGCACUUUGUAUUGAACCAAGGCGUCAACCAGGGGGACGUCCAAGUAGUGUGUAGAUGGGGAUGAGUGUGCUCCCGCUGCCGUUAUCAGCGAUAACCCACACAAGUGUAACAGCCAAGUGCCAUUUCUGAAGCAAUAGCGCCACCUGGUGGAAGCAUCAAUUACUGGUUUACUAAAAUCAUUGUUUUUUUUUUUCUUCUCUCAUGUGGUUCCUUAUGAAGGUCAGUUAAGGCUUUAUUAAUUUAUAGUGUUUUUACUAUUAUUUCUUUUGUUCUCGUGUGUGUACAGGAAGUAUUUAAGUUUUAAGCACGAGUGUCUCAGGGGCAUCUUAUGAAGGAGAGAGGAACUCCACCCCGAAGGCUUUCCUCUGAACUUUUGAAUGGUGUUUUAUUACUUAAGAGAAAGCUUUACUUUUUCUGUAUGCUUGCUGUGUGUUCUUGAGGUUUGUUUUUGUUUUAAACACAAGAUCAUCUGACACCGUUUACAAUCAUAAAAUAUACAUAUUUUA